AUGUAUGUUUCUCGAAGUUCCAGUCCACAUAAAUCACCUGCUGACAAUGAUCCUAAUUCUGGAAAUAUUUCUGUCACCGACACCGAUAUUCAUGAACUCGAAAAUCUUGUACCAUAUCCCCGACAAGCUCCAACCGAAUACGAACAACAUCUCAAAGAAGCUUGCCAACAACUUUUGCGACAUCCAUGUGGUAUUAUUUCAACAUUAUCUUUAGCAAAAAAAAUUGAUACAACUGCAGCAAAUUUACUCGUUGAACAAUGUUUAUUAUUAUAUACUGAUGACUUAUUUGCAGCUCAUACACAACUUGAUCCUGAAGGUUACAUUAAGUACAUACCAAACAACAUUGAUAUAACAUUUAUCGGUAGUCUGCUUCAUUACGAUAUUGAUCCAACAUUAUACUUUCAAGAAAUUAAUAUUCCAGAAUUAUGGAAAUCUUAUUUAUCCACCAAUGGCAUAGCCAUCUUACGUUCAAUGACAUUUUAUGAAAUAAUUAUAGAUGUACCACCAUCACUUGAAUUACCUGCUGAUGAUGUCGAACGUAUUGAUGGCAACAAUAAUUAUCAAAAACAAAAUUUAUCAUUUAAAGUGUAUGCUCAAUCAUCAAAUGAUCCAUCAGAAAAUUAUCAUCAGACUCAUCACCAUCGUGAUUUUACAAAUAAAUCCAAUGUGUCUUUAAGUAAUACCAAUGAAAAUUUCAAUAACUCAACAAAAAAAAGUGAUAAGAAUCUAAAAAUAAUUACUUUAUUAAUUCAUUCCAAAUUUUUCUGUGUAGGAAUAACAAGUGCUAUUGAUAAAUCUGAAAGUGAUACAUUCGAAAUAGUACCAUCAGGAAAACGAUUUCGUCCAGAAACUAAUGAUUAUCAAUUUAUACAGUCAAAUUAUUCUAAUGUUAUUAUUAGUAAACCAACAAUGAAUUGGCGUUUCCUGCGAAAACGAAUCAUCGGUUUAAAAAAUACAGAUAAUACUUGUUACAUUAAUGCAGCUUUACAGUGCUUGGCAAGUACUCCUCCUUUCGUCGAAUGGUUAUUUGAUCAACUUGAUACAUUAGAUACAUGUCAGUUAUCAAAUCAAGGAAAAUUUUGUUCUGUCUGCGAAUUAACUAAAGUUAUUUCAUCAAUUCAUCCAUCACCAAGAAAAAAAUCUAUUGAAUCAGACUGUCUAACUAUUCCAUCUGCUAAUUCUAUUAGAACUCAUAUAAAUCUAAUAUCAUCUGUAUUUAAUGUUGGAGAACAAGAAGAUGCUAGUGAAUUUAUUAUUACUUUAUUAGAUCAUUGUAUUGGUUGUUUAUCGUCACAUUCAUCAAUAUCACAUAUUAUUUCUUCGGGACCAACAAUAAUUGAUCAAAUAUUUAACAUUAAACUUUUGUCAUCUGGAGAAUGUCCAGUGUGCUUAUACACUUUUAAAAGAGAAGAAAUUACUAAUAUGCUAUUGGUUGAAAUAGAUAAAUUAAAUCAUUUAACUGAUGCACUUGCACAUUUCGUUGAACGAGAAUCAAUAAAUACUUUUAUAUGUAGCAAUUGUGAUAAAUCUGUAAAACUUGAUAAACGUAUUACUAUUAAUGAAUUAUCAUCAAUAUUAAUUAUCAAUUUCAAACGGUGUAGUACAACAUUCAAUACAACUAAAAAGCUUUUGCAUCAAGUAAAUUAUAAUGAAUUGUUAGAUAUUUCUCCUUAUAUGACGUCGAAUUUACUUUCUUCAACCGAUAAAACUCAAAACAUAGAUUCAUCAAAUAAUUAUUAUAAAUUGUACGCCACCAUUAAUCAUGCUAGUGAUGAUCUUGCUAAUGGUCAUUAUUACGCUUAUAUUCGAUCAUUAGACAAUCUAUGGUUUCUUGUCAAUGAUGCACAUUGUCAAAAUGUAUCAUUAAAUGAAGUUUUAAAUCAUCGAGAAGCUUUAAUAUUAUUUUAUGCUAAAGUAGUUCAUACACCAACACCAAUUGAUAGAAUGUUACAACAAAUACCACAACCAUUAAUGUCUUCAUCAACAGAAAACAACAUUGUUUUGUCUUCUUCUAUUUUAAGCUCAUCCAUUCCAGGAAAUUCAACAUCCAUAAAUGAAUCAAUCACGUUUCUGAAUGAACAACUAUCAAAGACUAAGUCUUUAAUUACUAUGAAGACGCCUAUGCGAUCUUAUGAUUCUAAAUCUCAAAAUGAUAUUGAGUUAAAGUUGGAAAAUAGUUUAUCAAUAAUUAAAUCACGAAAAAGUGCUAUUUUAAAUAAGACACCUAUUCCUGGACAAACAAGAAGUAGUAUAAAAAUUGGUAAUCAAUGUUCAAAUAAUCAAAUCGAAGAAAAUAGAAAGAAUAUCGAUCAUAUAUUAAAUGAAGAAAUACCAAGUCAAUCAAUGCCUUCAAAAAAACUUUUGUUUGUUCGGAAUGAAACCAGUAAUGAUUCAAUAGCUGAAGUAUCUGAUGAUGAAGAAACAAAAAAAAAAACCUGUAUAAAAUUAGCUUCAGUGGCAACAGGUAUUCCAAUUGAACAAGUAUUUGAACAAACACUUUCACAAAAAUGUUCUUUUCGUUUAAAUGAAACUGACCUUUUAAAAAUGAAUCAACGUCGGCAUGAAGAAUUAAAGAAAAAAUAUGAUCGUAAAAUGAAGAUGAUAGGAUUAUUAUCUGAUAUAUCAUCAUUAAUUAAAAAAAAAUGGAAAAAUAGAGAUAUUUCUACCACCAUUAAUGAUACAAAUGCUGCUGACUGUCAUGAAAAAACUAAACAUAUGAAAACAAGCAAUAAGGUGAACAUUGAGUAUUUGAAUAUACUCUUACCUCAUUUGAAACAUUAUAAUGCAGCUUGUGCUUUAUGUAUCUGCACACGUUAUUUUGGAAAAAAUAUAUCAAAAUCAACAGAUCUUCUUGUUAGAUGUACUCUAAAAUGCAGUGGAAGUGUUUGUAAAUUCAAGUGCAACGUCCAUGUUUUAAAUAAUGGUUAUUGCUUUCUUAUUGCAUUAAAUCGAAAUGUUUUUCAUCGUGUCAAUGAACGUAUUAGUCGUCCAAUUCGUGGUUCUCGACGACGAGCAAUAAUGGAUAAAUUUAAAGGUGGUAGUUCAGUCUAUCGAAUUCAUGCUCAAUAUGAUGAGCAAAGAACAGCACGUGAAAAACAAGGUUUUAAUUAUGAUGCAACUGGAAAAUCAAAAAAAAUAUUUAAAAAAAUCAAAGCCGAAGCUAAUGCUGAAUCAUUAUUAUCACCAAACAUUAGUUUGGGAAUCUUACAAUUACAUGAUAAAUUAGUUGAUGAAAUAAAUAAUGAUGGAAUAAUUAAAGGUGGGAUUCAAAUUGUUCAGUUCCGGCCAUUCUGUGUAGUUGCUUUUACUGAAGCCUCAAUUAGAUUAUAUGAUGCAAUAGUUAAUCAUCCAGAUUCUGUUCUUUCAUGGGAUGCUACGGGUGGAAUUGUUAAGAAUUCAUCAUCUAAACAAUGUUUAUAUUAUGAAUUAACAAUAUCGCAUCCCAAUAUAGUUAAUGAGGAUAGCUUAGUGCCUUUAACAUUUAUGCUAUCCGAAUCUCAAACACUAUUUACUAUUAUUCAAUGGUUAUCGGCAUUCAAAGAAAGUUAUAGAAAGGUAUUUCCACACAAGAAAGAUUCAUUUGCUGUACCUGCCAUAAUCUUGUCGGAUCGUGCACAAAUAUUUUUACAAGCUGCUUUACAUGUCUUUAACAAUGAAAACUAUGAUGCAUUUCUUGCACGUGCGUAUCGAAUUGUUACUAAUACAGCUGUUCGAAAUGAUCUAUCUAAAACUAAUAUCCAUGCAUGUUUAUCACAUUUUAUGUUGGAUAUGCGCAAACGCGUUAAUAAAUAUUUACUUGAAGAUAUGCGUGAAGUUGCAAUGUGGUCAAUUGCAUUACUUGUCAAUUCAAGUACAUGGCCAGAAAUAAAAGAAAACUGGACUUUAAUCUGUCAAGUUUUUUUAAGUUAUUCGACAAAUAAUGAUAUUAAUUUCAAACAACACCAUGCAACCCUUCUUGUUCGUAUUAGUAAGAUUACAAGUGAUCCGAAUUCAUCACGAGCAAUUAGUCAAUCAAAAGAUAUAUUAUCAAAUAGAAAUGAUUCAUUUGAGUUUGAUGAUACUAGUGAAAUUGAUGAUUAUGAUGACAAUCAAAUGCAUACAAACGAAAAGACUAAAACUAAUAAUAAAAAGAAACGAUUGAUUAUAUCUACCGUGCAUUCAUCCAAUCAUAAUAAAUCGAUUAUCGAUGAAGAAGAAGAAUUAAAUAAAGCCGAUAGUCCAUUCAAACGAGAAUUACAAGCUAUUUACAAUAAAUGUUUGGAAGCUUGUAUUAAAAAUUAUGGUAAUCUUUCGUCAUCGGAUAAAGCGGUGAAAGGUAUUCGACAAUGGUUGUCAUUUAUAAAUCAACGUUGUAUUCCAACAAUUCCUAUUUGGUCAAAUCUUUUGUUAGGUAACUUGUCACGUCAUGGUACAUCUGCUAUUCGUGCAUACGAUAAUUUACUUCUAUCGUCUCAUGAUCAACGUACUAAUGCAAUAUCGGAACGACGCAUGUCUAUUGUGAAGCGAACACAACUUGGAAUAGAGACCCGAAUUCGAUCCGAUAUUGUACUUGAUAUACUUAUUAAUGAUAUGUAA
Messenger RNA from Rotaria sordida, 4575 nucleotides. Lineage: Eukaryota; Metazoa; Rotifera; Eurotatoria; Philodinida; Philodinidae. The record is from the annotation of a GenBank genome assembly.